AUGGGCCCCGAUUUGCUCCGCAAAAAGUCUUUUGUGAAGCAAAGUGGAUGUGAUAAAGGAGCGAGAUUAGUAAGGACAAAUUUAUGGCUUUUCAAUAAUGCUGGUAGGUUUGUCUUGCAACGCCUUGAAAAUAAUCAGAGAUUAGUAAAUGCUAUACCACGUGCAUUAAUUAAUGAUGAUGUGUCUUUAGCUAGAUAUAGGCUUGCGCAACGUGUUGCAUCUUUGCGUUGUACUGAAACUGUUGACCAAGUUAACAGCAGGCAUCACAGUGAUGCUAUAAGGCAGGCAGCAAUUCGCAAUGCUAAAAGUAAUGAGCAAGCUGCCAAUAGGCGUGCUCGAGAUGCUGAAAGGCAAACUUCUGCACGUCGCUUAGAAAAUCCUGACCAGGCUGUCAAUAGACGUGUUCGAAAUGCUGAAAGGCAAACUGCUGCUCGUCUUUCAGAAAAUCCUGAUCACGCUGCCAAUAAACGUGCCCAAAAUGCUAAUAGGCUAGCUGUUGCUCGAAAAAGGCAGAAUGUUGAGCAGGUUGCGAAUAGAAGACAGGUGAAUGCUCGACGACAUUUUGCUGUUCGGUGUUUUAAAUGUUGCCAUAAUGGCAAAGCUGCCCUUAAUAAUUUGGCUCCUUACCCUGAGCAGCUAAGACAACUUUUAAUAAACAAUGAUACUGCACAGGCACUAAAUUUUCAAGCAAAUAUACGUAAGUAUAAUAGUGACGUUGCAAUUGCUUCUUUUGGAGCCAACCUUCGCCCCCCACCUGGCCAUGGACCACCAUGCUUUCGUAUCUGUGGUCAAAUAUGGUAUCGUGUUGGGGGCCUUUACCCUCCUGAAGGAUAA
This is a messenger RNA of Hydractinia symbiolongicarpus, 834 nucleotides long. RefSeq lists its product as uncharacterized. The coding region runs from base 1 to 834 and encodes 277 amino acids. The record is from RefSeq and is a predicted model, not a curated record. Lineage: Eukaryota; Metazoa; Cnidaria; Hydrozoa; Anthoathecata; Hydractiniidae. The transcript is spliced from 7 exons.